Molecule: messenger RNA, 1663 nt
Organism: Selaginella moellendorffii
Lineage: Eukaryota; Viridiplantae; Streptophyta; Lycopodiopsida; Selaginellales; Selaginellaceae
Product: pentatricopeptide repeat-containing protein At2g21090-like
Exons: 1
Coding region: 19-1641 (540 amino acids)
Biological process (GO): RNA modification
Molecular function (GO): protein binding; RNA binding
Source: RefSeq, a predicted model, not a curated record
UUUAAACGCUCGAGAGGAAUGGCGAACGUCUGCUGUAGCGUUCAUGACGCGGUCGGAGGUGACGGAGACAAGAGCGUUCUUUUUGCCGGGAGACAACUAGCCUUCAACACGGUGGUAUCUCUCUUUCGGCACUACACUCACGAGCGGGCCUUGUUGAAGGGGCGUUCACUUCACGACUACAUCAUCAACCGCGGCUUUGAUCAGGAAACGUUUCUGGGAAAUCUGGUGGUCCAGAUGUACGGGAGGUGUGGGAGUGUGGCAGAGGCGAAGAAGGCAUUUGACAGGAUCCAGGAACCCAACGUCUUCUCGUGGACCAUCAUGGUGGCAGCUUAUGCCGAGAACGGAUAUCUCCAGGAAGCAAGGAAGAUUUUUGACGCGAUGACGGAGAAGAACGUGGUUUCGUGGACGGCUAUGGUUUCGAACUAUGCCCAGAAUGGUUAUCUCCAGGAAGCCAGGAAGCUGUUCGACGAGAUGCCAGUCCGGACUGCCGUGCCUUGGAACGCUAUGAUAGCCGGCUAUGCCCAGAACGGGCAUUGCGACGAGGCUCUAGUGAUGUACAGGAGGAUGAGACAGGAAGGUGUCAAGCCGACGGAGAGCACCUUUGUGAGCACUGUGGACGCCUGUGCUACAGUCGGUUUGCUGGAAGCUGGCCGGCUUGUUCAUUCAAAUGCCGCCGAGAUGGGGUUUCACACAGCAGAGAAAGUGGGAAACGCUCUCGUCAACAUGUAUGGCUGCUGCGGCUGCUGGGAAGAUGCGAAGAAGGCAUUCGACGAUAUGCCGGAGCAGAAUGUGAUAGCUUGGACAGCUCUCCUGGUGGCCUACGCCAGGAGUUCCAAAGUCGAGGAAGCAAAGGCUACUUUUGACAAGACGCCGGUGAAGAGUUUUAUUUCCUGGUCCGCAAUGGUGGGAGCUUAUGCCCAGAACGGUCAUAGCAAGGAGGCCCUUCUCCAGUUCCGGUUGAUGGACCUCGAAGGCGAGCGCCCCGACGGUGUGACUUUUAUCACCACUCUCUACGUCUGCGGCAACCUCUCGGCUAUAGAAGUCGGCCGGAUCAUCUACGAUGACAUCGUUGGGACUCAUCUGGAAACGGACGUAACCGUGGUGACUGCGCUGCUGGACAUGUUUAGCAAGUGCGGGAGCUUGAGCCAAGCAAAGUCGCUGUUUGAUCGAAUGCCGCUCAAGGACAUGGUAAUGUGGAGCUCCAUGGUGGCUGCCUGUGCUCACAACGGUCAGUGGCUGAUGGUACUGGAUACGUACUACUAUAUGCUGCUCAACGGUGUCAAGCCCAACAAGGUGACGCUCAUGAGCGUCCUCUCAGCGUGCAGUCACGCCGGACUUUUGCGAGUGGCCUUGGAGCAGUUCACUUCAAUGAGGGAGGAGUAUGGCUGCGAGCCGGAGUAUCGGCACUACGUGUGCAUGGUGGAUACUUUAGCUCGGGCCGGACAGGUGAAAGAGGCCGAGGACUUGAUCGAGACGAUGCCGUUUGAGCCGGAUGGUUUGUCGUGGAGGACGCUGCUGAGCGCAUGCAACAGCUCGAGCGGAGCCGGGCAGGGUUCUCGAGCAGCGGAGAACGUCUUCGAACUGGAUCCGGAGCACGGAGCUCCAUACAUCCUGCUGUCGAAUCUCCACUCGGAGAAAUGAUUCAAGCUUAGGGGAGGAGGAA